Molecule: messenger RNA, 298 nt
Organism: Paramecium pentaurelia
Lineage: Eukaryota; Ciliophora; Oligohymenophorea; Peniculida; Parameciidae
Source: the annotation of a GenBank genome assembly
AUGGGAUGCUCCUUAAAAAAAGAAAAACAAUUCUCAACUAUCAAUAUUAACGAAUAAAAUACUUGUUAUUUUGUGAUAAUUAAUAGAGACUAAGAACUUAAAAAGUUUAAAAAGACAUGCAGAUUCUCAAAUUCUAUACCAAUAUUAGGCUCUAUAAGUAUUAUUUAACAUUCAGUAAAAUCUAGAUUAUAGUACUAUAAUUUCAAGAAGAAACAAACUAUUUCAAUCAUAAAUUAAUGGAAAAGUAUUGGAAAUAAAUAAUAUUGACACUUCAUCCUCAGAACAACAUAAAAAAUGA